AUGGGGAGAUCACCAUGUUGUGAGAAAGAUGGGUUAAACAGGGGAGCAUGGUCUGCUCUCGAAGACAAAAUCCUUGCUGACUACAUUCAUAAAAAUGGCCCUGGAAAAUGGAGAGAUCUUCCUAAAAGAGCUGGAUUGAAGAGAUGUGGGAAGAGUUGCAGGCUUAGGUGGUUAAAUUAUUUGAGGCCAGAUAUCACCAGAGGCAACAUUUCCACUGAUGAAGAUGAUCUCAUUGUGCGACUGCAUAGGCUCUUGGGUAACAGGUGGGCUUUGAUUGCGGGAAGAUUACCAGGACGAACAGACAAUGAAAUUAAGAAUUACUGGAACACUAAUUUGAGGAAGAGGGUGAACAACAUUAAUAAUAUCAAUAUUAAUAUUAAUGUGAAAGGAACAUCUUUAGAAGAGCUUAUGAAAACCUCCAACGAAAGAUCAUCACCGAUUGAUCCUCAUCAUCAUCAUGAUCAGUAUGAUCAAUAUGAUCAUGAUUCUGUGAAUGGCCACGUCAUCCGUACAAAAGCAGUUCGUUGCUCCAAGGUUGUUACGGACCCUUCUUAUUAUCCUACUUCCAGUUCCAGUAGUUGGUUACUACUUAAUCAUCAUCACCAUAAUGAUCAUCAGGAGCAAAUCAUAGUUGGUCAAACUAUUCCUUCAUGGGAAAUUAGUGAUCAUUUUACCAAAAGUAAUAAUAAUUAUAACCUUACUGCUUCUUCUGACAUAAACAACGUUAUUAACUAUAAGACUUCCGAGUUUUCGAUGGAUUUUGAUUUGGACGAGAUUUUCAUGUCGGAUGAUGUAGCUGUUUUAAACCCAAACGACGUCGUAGCCGCGGACUUUAACGACCACUUAGCCAAAAAUGAAACGACGUCGUUGACUGGUGGCCAAAUAAGUCAUGAACCUGUUGACCAAAAUAUCGCUAGUUAUAACUACUUUUUUGAUGAUGAUGAUGAUCAUGAUCGUGAUCACUUGCCACUAACUGACAUUUUCAAUCAAGCCAAUAUUCAAGGUUUGGAUGAUAUUAUUAAUGAAAUUUCAUGUUAUGUGAAUUCAAGUACUGGGGGUGGGAAUUGAGCAAUACCAAUUUUUAUUAAUGAUAGAUUGCACUAGUGUGAUGAUGAGCUCAAUUUUUAGUGAUGAGGUCGUUGUAUUAAUUAUUUUAUAUAGUCAAUUAUUUAUUGGGUGGUGGUGUUCUUCUAUGCUGUUAUUGUGUGUAUGGGUGUGUGUAUGUUUUUAAUGAAAGCGGGGUUAAUAUAUUAUAAUUGAAAUCAAUGUAAGGGAAAUGCAAGUAUUGUAUAUGCAUGCUUUUUACGUAUAAUACCCGUCGUACGUAUGUACGUGUGUGCAUGAAGUAAUGUAAUUAACUACGUAAUUUUAUAAAAAGUAAUGGGAGCGUCGGAAUUAAAAUCCUUAAUAAAAAGUAAUAUCUGCUACUGUGUUAAACCAAUUUAAGAUUAAAAUAUUUAGAUAUAAAAA
Molecule: messenger RNA, 1470 nt
Organism: Cannabis sativa
Lineage: Eukaryota; Viridiplantae; Streptophyta; Magnoliopsida; Rosales; Cannabaceae
Product: myb-related protein Hv1-like
Exons: 3
Coding region: 1-1068 (355 amino acids)
Source: RefSeq, a predicted model, not a curated record